GACCGGCCGGACACCCUCCCCGGGGCCCCCGGUCCGGCCCCGUCCCGCCCCUCCCCGCCCGGUGCCCAUGGCGCUUGAGGACGGAGAAGCAGGGGAGCAGCGCCGGCGCCCGUCCCGGUCCCCGCCGCGGGAGCCGCGCUAGGACCCCCUUCCCUGGGCGGGGCGGCCCCCCCGGCAUGUAACGGGCCCGGUCCCGGGGUCCGGCGGGGGCGGCCGCGAUGGCCGGCCCGGACAGCGGCAACCUGCGGGCCGUGAGGCUGUGGCGGGACGCCGCCCUGCGCGCCAGGAAGCUGCGGACCAACCUGCUCCAGCUGACACUCGGUUCGGCCGGAGCCGGUCCGGGGGACCCCCCCGAGUCCGGCCCUCCAACCGGGGACGGCUCCGGGCCCCGGGGGCCUCGCCCCGCCGACCUCGGGGCCGUCGAGGUACUCAACCUGGGCAACAACGGGCUGGAGUGGCUGCCCGAGGGCCUGGGCCCGGCCCUGGGCCGGCUGCGCGUCCUCAACCUCCGCCGGAACCGGCUCCCCAGGCUGCCCCCGGCGCUGGCCGAGCUGGGGGGCCAUCUCACCGAGCUGGACCUCAGCCACAACCGGCUGAGCGGCCUGGGCGGCGAGGCGGUCGGGGCCCUGCACCAGCUGCGCAAGCUCGGCCUGGGCCACAACCAGCUGCCCGCCCUGCCCGCCCAGCUGGGCGCCCUGGUCCACCUGGAGGAGCUGGACCUCAGCUUCAACCGGCUGGCCGGCCUGCCGGACUCCCUGGCGCGCCUGCGGCGGCUGCGCACCCUGGACGUGGACCAUAACCAGCUGACCGCCUUCCCCCGGCCGCUGCUGGCGCUGGCCGCCCUGGAGGAGCUGGACGUGUCCGGGAACCGGCUGGGCCGGCUGCCCGAGGAGAUCGGGGCCCUGCGCGCCCUGAAGAUCCUCUGGUUGAGCGGGGCCGAGCUGGCCGAACUCCCCGGCGGCUUCUGCGAGCUGGCCGGCCUGGAGAGCCUCAUGCUGGACAACAACAGGCUGCGGGCGCUGCCGCCCCGCUUCAGCCUCCUGCGCCGCCUCAAGACCCUCGACCUCUCCUCCAACCUCCUGGAGGAGUUCCCCGGGGCCCUGCUGCCGCUGGCCGGGCUGGAGGAGCUCUACCUGAGCCGCAACCGGCUCUCGGCCGUGCCCGCCCUGAUCGCCGGCCUGGGCCGCCUGCUGGCCCUGUGGCUGGACCACAACCGCCUGCGCUACCUGCCCGACGCCAUCGUGGAGCUGGCCGGCCUGGAGGAGCUGGUGCUGCAGGGCAACCAGAUCGCCGUGCUGCCCGAGGACUUCGGCCAGCUGGCCCGCGUGGGCCUGUGGAAGAUCCGCGACAACCCCCUGAUCCAGCCGCCCUACGAGGUCUGCAUGAAGGGCAUCCCCUACAUCGCCGCCUACCAGAAGGAGCUGGCCCACUCGCGGCCGGCCGUGCAGCCGCGCCUCAAGCUGCUGCUCGUGGGCCGCAAGGCCGCCGGGAAGACCCUGCUGCGCCGCUGCCUCACCGAGGGCCGCCCCGGGGAGCGGGAGGGGGCGGGGCCCGGGCCCGACGGGCGGCCCCCGGACCCCCCGCCGCCCCCGGGAGGCGGCGGCGGGGGCAUCGAAGUGACCAGCUGGGCGGCGGACGCGGCCCGGGGCCUGCACUUCGUCGUCUACGACCUGGCCGGGGACGACAGCUACGAGGUCAUCCAGCCGUUCUUCCUGUCGCCGGGGGCCCUCUACCUGCUGGUGGUGGACCUGGCGGCCUACGAGCCGCGCGGCUUCCCCGCCGCCGUGGGCUCCUUCCUGCGGCGCGUGGGCGCCCGCGUGCCCCACGCCGUGGUCUGCAUCGUGGGCACCCACGCCGACCUGUGCAGCGAGCGGGAGCUGGAGGAGAAGUGCCUGGACAUCCACCGGCAGAUCGCCCUGCAGGAGAAGCGGGACGCGGAGGGCCUGCGCCGCCUGGCCCGCAGCCUGGACGAGGCCCUGGCCCGGGACUUCGAGCUGCGCUGUGCCAGCCCCCGCGCCGCCUACUACGGCGUCUCCGACAAGAACCUGCGGCGCCGCAGGGCCCACGUCCAGUUCCUGCUGAACCACCGGCUGCAGAUCCUGUCGCCGGUCCUGCCGGUCAGCUGCCGGGAUCGGAGCCGGCUGUGCCGCCUGCGGGACAAGCUGCUGUCGGUAGCCGAGCACCGUGAGAUCUUCCCCAACCUGCACCGGGUCCUGCCCCGCUCCUGGCAGGUGCUGGAGGAGCUGCACUUCCUGCCGCCGCAGGGCCGGCGCCUGUGGCUCAGCUGGUGGGACUCGGCGCGGCUGGGCCUGCAGGCGGGGCUGACCGAGGACCGGCUGCAGAGCGCCCUGUCCUACCUGCACGAGAGCGGCAAGCUGCUCUUCUUCGAGGACAGCCCGGCCCUCAAGGAGCACGUCUUCCACAACCUCACCCGCCUCAUCGACAUCCUCAACGUCUUCUUCCGGCGCGACGCCGCCCUCCUGCUGGACAAGUUGCUCCCUGGGGAGGCUGGUGGCGGCGGCGGCGGCGGCGGCGAGACCUGGGACGGGGGUGAUGACGGGGUUGAGGAUGGGAAGGAAGGGGGUCCCGCCCUGCCGCCUCUGCCUGCCGCCUCCUCCCCCUCCUCCUCCUCCUCCUCCUCCCCCACCUCCCGGGACCCGCUGCGGGCCGCCCAGCUGCGCCACUACGUGGAGGGCUUCCUGCUGCACGGACUGCUGCCGGCCCACGUCAUUCGGCUGCUGCUCGAGCCACACGUGCAGACGCCGCAGGACCUGCAGCUGCUUCUGGAGUUGCUGGAGAAGAUGGGGCUCUGCUACUGCCUCAACAAGCCCAAGGGCCAGCCCCCGCCGGGUGGCGGUGCCGGCGCCUCCCCCACCGCCUGGUACAAGUUCCCCUGCUAUGUGCAGAACCGGGCGCCUCCCGUCGAGGCCUGGGUGACGGGCGCCGGCCCCACUGGCCAGGCCUUCGUGGCCGAGCAGCUGCAGAUCCGCUACAGCUUUCCCUUCACCUCUCCGCCCGGCCUGUUUGCCCGCUACAGUGUCCAGAUCAACAGCCAUGUGGGACAGCGGGCUGACGGCAAGUUCCAGAUCUUCGCCUACCGGGGCAAGGUGCCCGUGGUGGUGAGCUACCGGCCGGGCCGAGGCGCCCUGCAGCCGGACACGCUGUCCAUUGCCAGUCAUGCCUCGCUCCCGAACAUCUGGACGGCCUGGCAGGCCAUCACCCCCCUGCUGGAGGAGCUGAACGGGCUGCUUCAGGAGUGGCCCGGCCUCUACUACACCGUGCACAUCCUCUGCUCUAAGUGCCUUAAGCGAGGCUCGCCCAAUCCGCACGCUUUCCCGGGGGAGUUGCUGAGUCAGCCGAGGCCGGAGGGUGUGACCGAGAUCAUCUGCCCCAAGAACGGCAGCGAGCGCGUCAACGUGGCCCUGGUCUACCCACCGACGCCGACCGCCAUCAGCCCCUGUUCCAAGAAGAACGUUGGUGAAAAGCACAGAAACCAGUGAGCCUUUGGUUGCUGCUGUGAAGUUCCACCGAGAAGAGGGGAUGCCAGAACUGGCCUGGAGGAGCACGGGCACCAGGCAGGCUUGGUGAUCCUGCCCUGGUGCUAGGAAAGGUUAAUGAGGAGGUGCAUUAUGUACACCGCAGGCACCAGAUGGGCUCUAUGGCCCUGCCUUGGCACCGAGAAUAGUUAAUGAGGGGGUGCCAUCAUGGGCACAGGGUGGGCUCUGUGGUCCUGCCCUGGCAAUGGGAAUGGUGAAUGAGGGUGCCAUUGUGGGCACCGGGUGGGUUCUGUGGUCUCAUCCUGGCAUUGAGAAUGGCUAAUGAGGGGGCACCAUUGUGGGCACUAGAUAGGCCUUGUAUUCCUGGCCUGGCAGCAGGGAUCGUUACUGAUAGGUGCCAUCCUGGGCAUCAUGGGCACCAGGUGGUCUCUGUGGCCCCACUCUAGCACUGGCUGUGGUUAAUGAGGGGGGACCAUCAUGGGCAUUGGAGGAAUCAGGUGGGCUCUGUGACCCCAUCUUACCACUGGUCAUGGUUCAUUAGGGGGUCACAUGGAGUGCUCAGACAAGGGAAAGGGACCCUGCCUUGUGGAGAUUUCAGGGGAGCAGGGGAAGCAAGGGCGCAGCAAACACGGAGCCAACACUGUCUGCCUCUAGCCUUGGCCCCCGGCCCUACCCAUCCUACCCCGUCCCAGGUGGAAGAGCUGCUGGAGAAACAGGAAGGGCAUGCGGCUUCUCAGGGAUCGUGUUUGCUGGGCAGCACCACUAAAGCCAUAGUUUAAGGUAGGCACUGGGCCAGCGCACCCGGAUCGGAUCGCAGGUUUCCAUUUGUUGCGUGUGAGGAGAGAGGGCGGCUCUGACGCUCAUCGCUGUUCAGUAAUGACUGUAAAAUAUGUAUAUGUUUAUCUUUAUUUUUAUAAUAUGCAAAUACAUUUAAAUUUAUACAGGUUCAAGCUUUUAGCGCUAGUUAACACUGGGUGCAAUAUUCUGCAUGAGAACCGUGCCAAGAUGGGACUGGUUUUUUGUCUCCUUCAUUUUUUUACCUUUGAGGUUUUUCUUGUUUCUGGUGUCUUUUUGUUCGAUUGACCAUCACAGCUGGACCUCCUCAGGGCUGGCCCUCCUCAUGGCCGGCCCUCGCUGCCCUCUUGCGUUUCCAUUCCUGGGUCAGGAUCCACACGCCAGCCCCGGAGUGGGAAGCAUAGUCGGAGCCUCGGGCAUCGGGACCGCCUUCUCCUGCCCACCUCUCACUCGCCCACCCUGGCCGAGCCGGAACAGACCUCAAAGGAAAUCGUCCCUCGACUGGGGUUGAAACCCAUCGUGGCCUGACAAAACAGCCGCCACGGAGCCCGGAACUAAGACUGCUGCCCACCUGCCAAGGUGCUUCCAGGGCAACACUCCUGCCCACCCCGGGGCUGCCCGGGCCAGGCUUGGAGUAGGUGGGCGGAGGGCUGAGGCCCAGAGAAGAGAUCCUGACCUCGAAGCUGCUCUCCUCACUAGCAGUGGGCUGGGGCCCGGCCAAGCGAUGUCUCCCUGACCUGUUCAUAGCGAGGGGUGCCGGCCUUCCUGCGCCUGAACCCACCGAACGUUCUCGGAGCCGGGGUCUCGAGGAUGGAGGGUGCUCGUCAGUCGGGAGCGAUUUGCUGCAGGAGGAAGUACAAUCCCUGAACGCCAGCAGGGCCUCUCCUGCUCCGUUCCCCUUGGGCCGGUCUGCAGAUGAGUGUCUUGGUCUUCGUAAUUGGGGAGUGCGGUCUCGUGCCACCCCGAACCCCCCAGGGCCUUGGACGGCUCUUCCAUCCUCCGUCCCUUUGGAGCUUCCAGAGAAGUUGGGAAAGGGAUCCCUUUGGAGCUUCCAGAGAAGUUGGGAAAGGGAGCUCAGUGAAGAGACAUACUGAUUUCCAUCCCGGCAGCACGACGUUUUUGGGGAGCAAAAAAGACAGGCCCUCCCCUCCCCCCACCCCCAUCUCCUGCUUCACCUGAGCAGCGUUGGGAGCCCUGCAAAGUCUCGCGUCGCCCCCUGGUGGCAGGACGAGGAGUGGCACAGGGCCGCCGCCAUUCAAUCUGCCUCUUCGCUUCUCCAAAGCACGUCUCCUUGAAUGCUGCAGUCUCCACAGCCUCGAGUUGUCUGUCCCUCCCGGAGGCCCCCCUGCUAUUUCAGACCAUCCCAAACGGCUUUUCUAGAAUGUCGCCCACCCCCAGGAGGGGGUGGGGCAGGGCUCAGCCCGCAACCACCAGUCACCAUGGUGAGCUUGUGCAGCGCACGUAUUUGAUCAGAACAGUCAUCUGCUUUCCCCCCAGUUGCAGCCUUUGAUCUGAUAUGUGAUGGCUCCAGUUUGGGAUUUGAAUUAACUAGAAGACCGCCGGAUCUUCGUAAUCCUCAUCCCCGACCUGUGUGUGUGGUUGUGGGGUCAGGUGAAUGUUAAGCAUGGUUGGGCUGCUGGGCUGUGCACCCUUGAGGCUCUCCGACGAGUGGCCGGGGAUCAGCCCCUGUUAGAUGGGAAUGCCACCGAAGCCCCAGCAGAGGCCUCGCCCGUGUGGGUUUUGUGGUUCAAGGAGAAGGUCGUUGGGCUCCAACAGAGAUGGGAAAGUAUCCAGAAAACUCGGCUACCUGGCAGGGGUGCCAUUGCCCAAGCAGGAACUCCAUCACCACCUCAGCCCAUGGGAGCCAUCGAGCCUCCGUCACCUGUUUCAGGGAGGUCACAAUGUUAGUCCUCUAAGCAGGAGGGACCAGUCCAACCAAGCAAUCUCCCGCCUCACAAAACAGCUGUCCUCUAUGCGAUCCAUGCGACCUGUGGCAUCCACACCACUUCGUGGAAUCAUCAAAGUGCUGUCAGAAUGAGUGUGAUUGUGUUGUGUGUGUGUGUGUGUAUGUCUGACUCAUCCUCUGCCAUCCACAGAGGUGGGGCCUGGCUCCUGUAGGACGGACCCUUAUGUGUUGUGUUUGUUCUUGGGUGGCUGGGAGAGAUGGCGGAUUCCCUCCCACCUGUGGUUUGUGAAGUGCAGUUGUGGUUGCCCAUUCACUCUGCAUAACCAGGCCAAGAUGGAGACAGUUGUCACCAAAACAGUCAAAAUAAAAGCAAAAGGAUGGAUCCUCA
Tachyglossus aculeatus (Australian echidna) is the source of this 6586-nucleotide messenger RNA. RefSeq names its product malignant fibrous histiocytoma amplified sequence 1 (gene MFHAS1). The record is from RefSeq and is a predicted model, not a curated record. The coding region runs from base 219 to 3500 and encodes 1093 amino acids. Lineage: Eukaryota; Metazoa; Chordata; Mammalia; Monotremata; Tachyglossidae. The transcript has 3 exons. Gene Ontology annotation, molecular function: protein binding.